CCUGUGUGUUGUGACUGCAGGAGUCCAUCCUCCUCCUCCUCCGUUCCAGGGAUCACUGGCUGGUGGAAAAAACCCUGCUACCUGAUAGCUGUCUGACGCCCUGAGCGGGGAGUGAGAAUACUCGCCCAUCAAGGAAGGAGCUCUGUCUGACAGCAGCAGGAUGUGUUGGUAAACAAAUGGCGAAAUGAGGGCUCACUGCUGGCAAGCUGUGUGUGAAACUCCAACAGAGAAGAGAAAGAGAGAGCUACAAUUCUGGGCACAGAUUAUAUGAGGAGUCCUGCUUCCCAGCAGCAUACACUGUGUCAGAGUGAGUUCAUAUUCAGUGCUGGCUGAACUUUCAUUCUUUUCACUCUUUGUAGUGUUUAUAGUAGGAGGAUGUAUGCUGGACCAGUGCACACACUGCCAUGGACACAAUAUCCUCAUGCUCUCUGUGUCUGAGUGUGAUGGGGUCUGGCCAGUCUGUGCACUUGUGCCAUGCUUCUCAAUGUGAUCUUUAUGACGGUAGUGAGGAAGCAUGUUCUCUAUUUUAAGAUUAAUUUGACCCUAUUGUUUGCAAAAUAGCAUGUCAUUGGUUUUGUAAAUUAUUGCAAAGCAUUUAUCAAUGUAUGUCACUUUUAUUUCAGUAUAAAAAUAAUAUACCUAUCACUGCUGCCAUCGAUUCAGCUUAGGAGAUGGCUGGUUUAAGGUGACAUGGUACGCACCAUAACCACUAAAACCAAUUGACAUUUUGCAAAUGAAUGCUUUUACAAAUUGAAUAAAAUCGAUCUAAGCAAAGUGGAAUGAGAACAAAAACUUUAACUGUAUCAAGAGUGACUUGCGACACCCAGAGGUGUCCUAUUGUUCACAUAUGGUUUGACCCCUCACUUGGGGACAACACCUGGGGACUCCUGGAACCAAAACUGCUGUAGAGGUUAUGUGCUUAGAGUACCCCUUUAAAAGGGCCACAUGGAUAAAUAACAUUAAUCUUAAAGAGCUCACUUAAAAUUGCCAGAAGCCUAACUCCCACUAAUCUCAUGCAUGUUCUGGCACUGUACUGAGAUUAAGAGUACAUUAGUGUCAGUCAGCAUAUUUUAGAGUUUCUGUAGCAGGGCGUCUUUGGAUGCAAAUAGGCUGCCACGGCACACAAAGCCCACCCUCUCAACAUCUGAUGGGACUUCAUGAAAUAUAUUUACUUUAAGUUUAGCAUUAUUUACUCUUUAACAGGCAUCGGACUGAUCCUGUCUUAUUUGUAUGGAGUGUGUGAAUGUAGGUAUGUAUUUGUGUGUGAUUCAUUUUCAUAGCACAAGAGAAAAGGUAAGAAUGCUUGUCUAAACAUAUUUCUGCUGCCAUGUUCCUCUUCAGCUAGGCAUUCAGCGCCUGGAAGUGUCAGCUGUCAUAAGUCAAUGCCAUUGAUGUACUCACAGGCUGUGUGAUCCUUACUCUGAACAUCUCCAUCCCAGCUGUCCCCUAUAAUGGACUGACCCACACUGUACUUAGUGGAACACUAAUAUGCAGGGCAGGAUUUACCCUCCUGGCUGCCCCCAAGGCCAGUCCUCAAUAUGCCUUCACAGUCCCUUUGUUUAUACAUGUAUAUUAAUGGAUGUGUGUUAUAGUAAAUUUAUAUUCUACUUAUAUGUAUAUGUAUAUAUAUAUAUAUACAUACACACACACACACACACACACACUCUCUCUCUCUCUCACCCAUGUAGACACACACACAAGCACAAAAAGCCCAUGCAGACACACACUGUUGGUUGUGUUGAGGUUAUGACAGUAAUGUCAUAGCCCUGUCCACUCUCCUCUAAUUGGUGCAGUGGCUCAGUGGCUUUGUAUAGUGGUAGCUGUAAACUACGUGUUGACUAGUCCUGACAUGCUUGAAAGAAGCAUUUUAAGUGACCAUUCCUGCAUUACGCCAAUAUUUUACCUUCUAAGGUUAAACAGACAUGGACAUGGCACUCAGACCAUUUCAUUGAGAUGAUGCCGUCCAUGCGUAUCAGAUCCCCAAAUUCUCCUCUGAGGAGCAUUGGUUUGGCCCAUCGCUGGAGUAGACUAUGCCUCCUCAAGGCCAUCACAGGAGGUGGAGAGGAGAGCAGGGCUGAUAUCAGUCCUGAAAAAUAAGGUGAGGAAAAUGUUCUGUUGCGCAUGAGUGUGUGAAGAGCCUGUAUAAAACUACGGGCAGGAGCACUACAGCGGUAUUCCUAACACUAUAGUGUUCCUUUAAUGAUUUAUAUGUCAGAGCUAUUGUAUUGUUUUUUUUCUUAUUAUUAGCAUUUUUUGUAGCAUCAACAUUUUCUCUAAUGCUAAUUUAACAUUAAGUAAUUGUUAUACAAAAAUACAGUUGACUGACACAAUAGGUGAAGUAGGCCCUGCUUAAACAAGCUUACAAUCUAGGAGUAUUGUCACAUUUUAUUGAAAUUCUGUACAAUAAAAUAAACAAUGUUACCUACAGGUAUAUCAUGGCAGUCAAACUAUUGUAAGAAUUGCUUGUGACUCAGAUAUGUUGCCUGUACGAAAAGGAAGGGGAACAGAUUGUAUGUUAUCCAUUGUCAAAAUGGAUAAAUAUUACGAGGCAAUAUGGGUUAGGACCCUAAGGAAGUGUUGGGUAGGUCUACAGGUUACAAGAACUAGAAAAUAGGUAGAAACCUAGUAUGAGGUGUAAAGGCAGUUUCUUUCAGGAUAUUUAAUUAUUUUAUUUUUAUUUCCCACGUUUUCUUAAUGUCAAUAGGUUGUGUUUAAUGGUUUCAUGUAAUCAGUCUUGUUCUGCCUGCCCUGUCUUUGCUAACAUACAGUAAAACUAAAAUUGUAUUUUUGUAAAUGUGAUGGUUUUCAAAAACAAUCUUAACUUAUAUUAGAACAUGUGUCUCCAUGGCUUUCCCUGUAUAUUUUAUAUGUCUAUAUCUCCCUCUAGUAGCCUUUUCGUUUCACUCAUUGCUUCUCUGUCAUUUCUUACUACUUGGAAAGCCAUUAAAUAUGCUUGAAUAAACUUUGCAAGCUGUUACAUUCCACAGAUUAGUAUAUUAUUAAGGUCUAGACAAACAUUAAUCACAGUACAGCUAUGAGUUUUUGACUAAACGUAAGGGAAUACUAUAGUAUCAGGAAUACAAACAUGUAUUCCUGACCCUAUAGUGUUUAACUAUUUAGUUCCCCCUGCCCCCCUUAGAUCACGUGGGAAAACGUACCUCUUCUGCCACGCCAUGCUGGUCUCACCGUGGCUGGCCAUGCCUUGCUCUGCCUCCAUGGCUAAGAUCAUCAAUUUUGAUAAUCUCAAUGCUUUCCCAUUGGAAAGGGAAACACUGUGCUGCUCCAAUCAGCAUCUCCUCAUAGAGUUGCAUUGAAUCAAUAUUUAACAGACUGUGAAGAAAAAAAGUCUGUUCAUAGAAUUACACAAAAAAUCUGAGUUAUUCACUGUUCUUCAAAGUGAAUUUCAAAUGUAAGACUAGAGUAGCUGUACUGAAAGAAUAGCUUGCUGUCUUAGAGGAUUAUUCCAGUUUGCCUAUUUUGACCUUAAAUUUUAAAUUCACUGUCAAUUCUCUUUGAAUUCUCAUUUUAGUGAAUAACCCUGUAUAUAAUUCAUUUUAAAUCAGAAGAUUCAGAGCUACUGGUUCAGAUGAGUCUUACAAAAUUUCAAUAUUUAUACUCUAAAUGGGUCUCUCUUGGUAUUUAUAAUAUAUGCACUUGGCACAGGGCGCGAUUACACAAAAGAACAAAACACUGUGAUGUUAAAUUAGUACAUUGUGAAAAAAUGACAAAGGAAUGGCAGAUUUUAGACCAAAAUAAUCAGUUGUUGAGUUGUUGUUAUUUUGAAAACUACAUUUUCAGUCUAUUUCAUUCUCCAUUACUUCCUGGUUUAGUUGAUACUUUCCAGUAUUUCUGUAGAUAAUUUGAACAAACGUGUUGGUUCAUUUAUAUAUACACAUCAGACAAAGUUUUCCUUUAUUUGUCAUACUUAAGUAUUUUCUAUCUAAACUAUAUUGUUCUACUCUUAUAAAGAAAAUUACAUAGAAACCAUUUUUAAGAAUUAUGCUAUUCCUUUUAUCUCUAGACCAAGCAUCAUACCCACAACAAAUGGAAGAGCCUCUGUGUCAUUCGGAUACCCAGCAGAAUGGUAACCAGGACUGGAUGUCCAAUCUUCCUGCGCGUUUGUGGGAUGUUCCGCUCUACAACUUGUCAAUUCCAGGUAGUAACACAUAAAGAUUAUUCAUUAAACCCAUAUAUUUGUGAGUUAAAUUGUAAUGGCAAAAUGUAGGCAAAAAUAUCUGGCCUGAAAAUUCUCUAACUAAUUUUAGCCUGAAUUUUGCAAUUCAGAUUUUAUUUGUUACUAUUUGGAGUUUAGUGACUAAUCAUGCAUACUUUAUAAUUUUUUCCAUCAAAUUAAAUACAAACAGUGUAGUGUAGUGAUCCAGUUGGGCUGCCUGCUCUGUUGCAUGAGAAUAGCUUUUAGCUUUGUACAAGCUCACACUUUUAAACAUCUGCCAAUGCCAUGACCAUGUCAAGAACAUCUUUCAGAAAAUAGCCCAGUUGUUUUUACAAGACACCAUUAGUUUAAUUUAUCUACACUGAACAAAAUGAUAAACACAACACUUUUGUUUUUGCCCACAUUUGUCAUGAGCUGAACUCAAAGAUCUAAGACUUUUUCUAUGUACACAAAAGGCCAAUUUCUAUCAAAUAUUGUUCACAAAUCUGUGUAAAUCUGUGUGUCACGGCCCCCGGCUCGCCGCCAUGUGCGUCCGUGCCCGACCGACACGACCACACCAACUCACUGAGCUUACCUGCUCAGUGGCGAGCCGGGAACCGCUCCUCCACGCUGCUCCGGGAAAUCCAAGAUGGCGCCGACCAUGCGGUUGCUUCAAUCCAUGGCUCCACCCCCCAAAAUUAUGAAGUCACGUCAUCGCACGCGCACGUUCUAGGGUCAGAGGUCAACCUCUAACCAAUCAGAGCCUAGAGAGGGAUAUUUAAAUCACUAAUUCACACCAGUACCUUGCCCUGUCGUGGUUUCCUGUUCCUGGUUUCCUGAGAGUGCGUUUUUCCUUGCGAUAUUGAUAUUCUGGUAUUCUGAUCUUGGUUAUUCCUGGUUAUUUCUGGUUCCCCUGACUUGGCUUGUUUAAACGGUAUUGUGUAUUUCUGGCUUCCUUGACCUAGGCUUUUUCCUUUGACCAUUCUCUGUCUCUAACGUAUUAGUCCAGCCAUUCCAAGGUCCGGUUUACGUUCUGUCCUUUUAUUUCCUUUCUUAUUUCUAUGUAUAGGUUUACAUAGUUUCUGCGUGUUGGACCACACUAGCAGUCGUGACACUGUGUUCGUGAGCACUUUGUCAAGAUAAUCCAUCCACCUCACAGCUGUGGCAUAUCAAGAUGCUGAUUAGACAGCAUGAUUAUUGCACAGGUGUGCUUUAGGCUGGCCACAAUAAAAGGCCACUCUAAAAUGUAUAGUUUUAUCACACAGCACAAUGUCACAGAUGUCGCAAGUUUUGAGGUAGCGUGCAAUUGGCAUGCUGACUUCAGGAAUGUCCACCAGAGCUGUUGCCCAUGAAUUAAAUGUUCAUUUCUCUACCAUAAGCCGCCUCAAAAGGCAUUUUAGAGAAUUUGGCAGUACAUCCAACCGGCCUCACAACCACAGACCACAUGUAACCACACCAGCCCAGGACCUCCACAUCCAGCAUCUUCACCUCCAAGAGCGUCUGAGACCAGCCACCCGGACAGCUGCUGCAACAAUCGUUUUGCAUAACCAAAGAAUUUCUACACAAACUGUCAGAAACCAUCUCAGCGAAGCUCAUCUGCAUGCUCGUCAUCCUCAUCGGGGUCUCAACCUGACUGCAGUUCGUCAUCGUAACCGACUUGAGUGGGCACAUACUCACAUUCAAUGGCGUCUGGCACUUUGGAGAGGUGUUCUCUUCAUGGAGGAAUAACGGUGUACAGGGCAGAUGGCACACAGCGUGUAUGGCGUCGUGUGGGUAAGCGGUUUGCUGAUGUCAACGUUGUGGAUCGAGUGGCCCAUGGUGGCGGUGGGUUUAUGGUAUGGGCAGGUGUAUGUUAAGGACAACGAACACAGGUGCAUUUUAUUGAUGGUAUUUUAAAUGCACAGAGAUACCAUGACGAGAUCCUGAGGCCCAUUGUCGUGCCAUUCAUCCACGACCAUCACCUCAUGUUAAUGCACUGCCCCAUGUUGCAAGGAUCUGUACACAAUUCCUGGAAGCUGAAAACAUCCCAGUUCUUGUAUGGCUAGCAUACGCACCAGACAUGUCACUCAUUGAACAUGUUUGGGAUGCUCUGGAUCGGCAUAUACGACAGCGUGUUCCAGGUCCUGCCAAAAUCCAGCAACUUCGCAAAGCCAUUGAAGAGGAGUGGACCAGCAUCCCACAGGCCACAAUCAACAACCUGAUCAACUCUAUGCGAGGGAGAUGUGUUGCACUGCGUGAGGCAAAUGGUAAUCACACCAGAUACUGACUGGAUUUCGGACCCCCCCCCGGAUCUACUCGGACCCUCCCCAAUACAGUAAAACUGCACAUUUUAGAGUGGCCUUUUAUUGUGGCCAGCCUAAGGCACACCUGUGCAAUACUCAUGCUGUCUAAUUAACAUCUUGAUAUGCCACACCUGUGAGGUGGAUGGAUUAUCUCGGCAAAGGAGAAGUGCUCACUAACACAGAUUUAGACAGAUUUGUGAACAAUAUUUGAGAGAAAUCGUUGUUAUAUAUAGCAAGCUUUCUCUAUUACACCUUUCUUUAUUAUACAUUUUGUAAAUGGAAACAUUUUAUAUAAAUGUUAUUUUAUACUUUGGAAGUAUCUGAACAUUAAACUUGACUUUUAUUGCUUUUGUAGGGAGCCAUGAUACAAUGAGUUACUGUUUGGACAAAACCUCACCAAUAAGUCCAGAAGCACCAAAAGUAGCCUUCCUAUUGGAUCAGUAUGUGCCCAGCAUUGUCCGAAACUUUAUUUACAAAUGGAGCAGAACACAGGUAUUUUCCUCUAUAUGUCGUCCUUCCUGGUAUCAGUUGAAAACAUCCCAAAGUUUUAAAAGGCCUGAUAGUGUUUUUAAGGGGUGUAGCCAAGGAGUGACUCAUUUUUGUAAAUAAGAAAAAAGUCAUUUAGAAUUUGGUCAAUGUGUAUUGCUUAUAUUAGUUUUGUUAAGGCCUGGGAUACACCUCUAGAAUAUAGGCAGAAACAAGGUUACAUGUAUUAAAGGAGCACUAUAGGGUCAGGAACACAAACAUGUAUUCCUGACCCUAUAGGGUUAAAAUAACCAUCUAGCCCCCCUGGUCCCCUCAUGCCUCCCUAAACAUAGCAAAAUCUUACUUGUAUUCAAGUCUGGAGCUGCUAGCUCUGGCUCGGUUUCCUUUAGACCUGCCCACUGCCUGCUGACAUCAGCAGAAGUGGUAGCCUGAUCCAAUCACAAUGCUUUCCCAUAGGAUUGGCUGAGACUGACAAAGAUGUAGAUCAGGGGCAGAGCCAGCAUGAUUCAAACACAGCCCUGGCCAAUCAGCAUCUCCUCAUAGAGAUUAAUUGAAUCACUGAAUCUCUAUGAGGAAAGUUCAGUGUCUGCAUGCAGAGGAAGGAGACACUGAAUGUUUGGAUGUAUUUUAGGCAGCCAUGACCCAGGAAGGAUCUCUAACAGCCAUCGGAGGAAUGGCCAGUGAAGUUAUCACUAGGGUGUAAUGUAAACACUGCAUUUUCUCUGAAAAGACAGUGUUUAGAGCAAAAAGCCUGAAGGUAAUGAUUCUACUGACCAGAACAAAUUCAAUAAACUGUAGUUAUUCUGGUAACUAUAGUGUCCCUUUAAGGUCACAAAGUGGUAAUUUUCAUACUACUAUUUGGAUUUUAUUAAUUUGUAGUUUAUUGGUAAUUCUUGGUAUAGUAUCACUACUAACAAAUUAAAAAAUAGCAAGUCUGCUUAAUAUUGCUAAUCUUCCAUCAGAAAAAAAAAAAAUCACCUUUCUACUACAACAUGUUCAAAUUUAAAGUGGCACUCCAAUCACCAUAGGCACUGCAACAUGUUUAAGUGGUUAAGGUGCUAUGGGCCAACUCUCUCUGCAGAGACUUUCAGGACCCAAAGCCACCCUCCCCCCAGCUUCAGACACCAUAAAGAAUAAAGAAGAAGUUUAACUUAUCUCUCCAAAAUUAUGUGAAUGAUACUGAUCUAUAUAUAUCAGAAUGUAUACCCAUAUAUACACUAUAUGUAAUGCUUGCUCCUGCCAUGCACUGUAGGGGCUUUAAAAACUGAGGUAUAGGUGUCCACUGAUUACACCUCAUCUCUGUAAGGAGUGACAGAUAAUGAAUGCAUGCCCAUGAUGUAACAGUGAAAUGUAUCAUAAUGCACAGCAUCCUCACACAAUAUCCACAAUAAUAUUCUUACCAUGCAUUAUAAUGGCUAUGGUGAACUUUGUGAAUAGUUUUAUAUUAAUGUCUUUGUGCUUUUUUGAUUUUUCUUAGGUCUACAUAGAUAGACUGUUCUGCGUCUGCACAUACUCAACAUUUUAAUGUAUUAUAUUAGUCUUAUAAAAAUGUUCCUCAUUUUGUACUCCUUUAUAAUUUUUUUUUGUAGUAUCUAAGCGUUAAAGAGCAGCUAGAUUCUGGUAUUAGAUACAUGGACCUUCGAAUAGCCAUUCGGCCUGAUGACCCAUCUCAGAAUUUCUACUUUGUUCAUGGGCUUUACACAUCUGUCACUGUAGAGGUAAUUCAAUUAGUAACUAAUUAUGUGUGUGAUUAAGGAAGCCACUUCCUGGUAAUUAGUUAUAAUGAUUUUUAUAGAAGAGUUAUUUAUCUACUUUAACAUUUUAGUUUUGUAGGAUUACAAUUCCCAUCAUGUAUGUUCAGGGCCGGUGCAAGGAAUUUUGCCGCCCUAGGCAAAAAAAAAUUUGCCGCCCCCUCCACCCCCCCAUAUGUCCUGCCCACCAUGUGACAUCACAAUGCCCUGCCCAUAUGCUCUGCCAUUCUUCACAAAGUGUCUUUUAUCUGAAAAGACAGUGUUUACAUUAAAAAGCCUACAGGCACAGGCUAUAGACACCAGAACCACUGCAUUAUGCUGUAGUGCUUCUGGUGACUAUAGUAUCCAUUUAAUGUGAGGUAAAUUAGAGAUUAGUGCCACUGAUAAUAUAUUGGAUUGCCUACUUACCACCAGAUGAGGACAAGAGGAUGAUGAUGGGCUCUGUCUGGCUCCACAUUUCUGGUGUAGAAGAGGCUCUCUGGAGACUGUUUUUAACAGUGCUCACAACAAUUAACGAACAGGAAGCACCUCCAUUUUUUAGGGCCCCUUACACAGCUCAAGGUCUGGGUCCCCAGGGCUUGACCGUGAGUAUGCCUACAAUGCCCAACCAUAAAUCCACCUACAUGGCCCACCCGUGAGUUCUCUUACAGGAAGUGGAGUGUAUGUGAUGUUUUAUGUGUUACUGUAGAGGAUGCAACGUGUGUGGGAUGUAGUGUGUUUAUAGGGGAUGCAGUGUGUGUUUGCGUGUAAGGAAUGCAUUGUUUGUUUCUGGGUUUGUGUGUAAGGGGUGUAAGGGUGUGUUUCUGUGUAUUUAAUUGAAUGCAGUGUGUGUCUGUAAGGGGUGCAUUGAUUGUGUAAGAGAUGCAUUUUGUUUCUGUGUGUAAGAGAAUGAGUUUGUGUGAAUGUAAGGGAUGCAUUGUGUGUUUCGGGUGUGUCUGUGUGUGAGUAGGAAUGCAUUGUAUGUUUCUCUGUGUGUGUUUGUGGGGGGAUGCAUUGUGUAUGUGUGUAUGUGUGUAGUGUAAAAGAGAGGGUUUGUGGGGUAGGAUAGGGACUGAGAGGGGAGCAGCUCUUAAUUUUUUGCAUAGUGCUCACCCUCCUGUCAAUUAUUGAUUUCCCCUUCCCUCCUGUCCCUUAGUGCUCUCCCUUGGCGGUCUUCUCAUUCCCCCUCAGUGGUCCUCCAUCCCUCCCCUUAGUGGACCUCCCUCUCCCAAACCCCUUAGUAGACAUUCCCCUCCUCCCCCCACCCCCUUAGUGGUCCUUACCCUCCUCCCCUCUCCUUAGUGGUCCUCCCUACAUCUGCAACAUACACAGGGCCGGCGCUACCUGUAAGGCAACCUAGGCAGCCGCCUAGGGUGGCACCUUAGCAGGGGGCCAGUGGCCAGUGGAUCCCUGCUGCCCGGCUUGGCUCCUCAUGCUGCGCCGCCUGCCAGAACGCUUUUGACAAGCCUCAGACGGCGCAGCAGGCUGCUGUGGAUGGGCUGUGCGCCGCUGAUUUGAGUGACCGGCAUUUUGGUGGUCCUUUCCCCCCUUAGUGGUCCUCCCUCUCCCAAACCCAUGCUUAGUGGACCUCCACCCCUCCAAUCCCUCAUGUGGUCCUUCUCCCACCCCCCCAGAGGAUCUAUCUUAGCAUCUUCCCCUCUCUUUCCCACUGGCUUGGAGGUAAGUAAAUUAUUUUACAAAAAAGGUGUGGUCAUCUAAGUAAACUUUUACAACAAUCAGAUUUUUCGAACAGCUGAGAGAUAGGUCCAUCUGUUGAUUAAAGAAAAAGUGAGCCUGAGGGGUGUGUCUUCCUGCCCUUAGUAGAAGAUAUUCACUAUGCCUUGUAUUACUGUCUCCUAACCUAAUAGUCUCUGAUAGAGGGUGCAGCAAUACCCUGGUCACAUUUGUUGUGGAGGGUUGUAUGGUUUUUGGACACACAUGCAAAUGGCAUUUCCUUUAUUAUUGGUUGCCAUGUCCCCCUCGUUUUAACCCUGCAACUAAAACCAUUGACAUUCUGCAGAAAUGGCAGUGUUUACGUUGCAGGGUUUAAAUGCCUCUAUUGGCUGUCACUCAUAAAGACUAUUAUUGCACAUUAAUGACACGCUGCACCAAUAAUGGUGCAGCGUGGCAGUUUGCUGUGCAUGUGCAUUAACCUUCCAGUACUUUAAUAUCAAGAUUGAUGCUCUCUUCCAAGGAUGCGGAACCAGCCACGGGGUGAGCAGCGCAGUAUGGCAAAAAGGUGAGUACAGUCAAUGGUGUGUUUUGGAAUUGUGCUGCCCUAGGCACGACUAAAUUCCGGCAACCCCCCUUAUCUAAAUUUGCCUCACCAAUUUAUGUCAGGGCCAUUUUCUUUGACUGACAGACACACACCCUCAUUGAUACAUUCACUGACAGAUACACAGUCAUUGGCACACACACUGUUUAACCAACACACACUUUCACUGGGACACACACUUACACACCCACUCACUGACAGACACAUACUCUCAGAUACACAUACACUGACUCACACACAUCCUCACUGAUUUGACAGACACACACAUUCACUCAGUCACUCACAGACACACACUGGCAGCUACAAGCACUCACUCAAAUACAUACAUACACUCACACACAUUCACUGACAGACAGACACAAACACACUCACUGAAAGACACACACAUACACACACACACACACAUUUUCUCAUACACUCAUUACACUCACAAAUUAUUGAUACUUUUUUAAAAUUUAAAUCCACGCAGCUUCCCUACCUUUAGGCGCUCAAUGGAGGCGGCAAGAGAACUGAGCUCUUAUUGCACUGCUCCCUCUGCACCGCUUAGUGAUGCCAAGGCCAGAGAGACGUCAUAUUCUGGCUCUGGGCAUCACAGAAGGGAGCGCAAGGGAGCAAGAAGAGCAGAGGACAGCACUCCCUCACCACCCGGAUAGAAUAUUAGUAGUUUAACACCGUGGGGGGGCCUUAAGGUAGCCAGCCAGCCAGCUCUCGGGCCCACCAGGACACAAGGCAAAAAAGGCAUUUGCCUGGGUGCUUAGGGUGGCAUUUUUUGCCGUCCCCCCUGAAAGUGCCGCCCUAGGAAAGUGCCUUGUUUGCCUUGUGGUAAAUACAGCCCUGAGUACAGUACUUUCUUUACUCCUUACAGGGGUGCGAUCACCUAAGCAGUGACUAGGACAUUAUAGCGAAAGAAACAUAUAUUUCUAUUUCCAACACUAUAGUGUUCCUUUAAAGUUACCUAAGUGAUUUAUUGUUUAAUGUGUCGGUGCGGUUUUUGUAGUGGAGCCAAGUGAACUUAUGUUUUUGGGAUGGCAUGACAUUAGUAAAGAAUACAAACUAUUUCUGGAAAAUAUGAUAUAUAAAAAUUACCGAACAUUUUAUAAUUGUUCUCCGACUGGCGGUUUUGUGGCUCCGGUAGAUCAUGGGCUAAGAAAACAACCAGAACCAAGCCUGAACACAAAUGGGCCAUAUGGAGCCUCAUGGAGGGACAGCAACCACAAGUUUAUCAUGGACACAGCAAGUAUUUACUAAUGAUACCUGAAACAGGCAUAGGCUGACAGUCCCCCUACAUGCAAUUCAUAGCCCUCAGUCGGUUUGCAUUAUUUCCUCUUAUUUGCUUUAAUUUGUAUUCACUCUGGCGACAUCAACAUACUUGUCUCUUAUCUUACCACCCAGUGGACUCUUGUCACAUGUAACACCAACCAUAGUACCCAGCGGCUACCCUGCUGACAAAUUAACUACAGUUUAGCGUGUUCCCUUAUCUUGAUAUAUUAUACUCGACUACGUUAUUGUCAAUCCAUAUAGUAUAUCUCAAACAAUUCUUUUCUUGUUAAGCAACACUAUAUGCAUCACUAUGUUUAUCUUUAAAAAUGUGCAGUACUACUACAUGCCACAGUUUAACGCCUCUUGAAAUGUCUGUAUUUACUGUUGUGGCAUGGCAAGCCUGUCUGUCAAACUUUUGCACAACAAAAAUAAAGAAUUAAAAACAAAAAAAAACAAAAAAAAACAUUUUAUAAUUGUUAACCAUGUAAUGACAAAGGCGCAGUCUACCCUUGGGACAAAUGAUGGAUUAGCACAAGAGAAACACAAAAGAACUAUUACUGAGAUUAGAUAUUUGUGAGGGGUUUUUUUUAACCUCUUUUUUUUUUCUUUUCUUUGUUUUUUGUUGUUAAAGGUAAUCUUACAAGAUAUCUUAAGAUGGUUACAGAUUCAUCCGAAAGAGAUGCUUCUUCUAUCCUGUCGUGACCUUAUUGGAAUACCUCCUAUACUUUACACCCAUUUCAUUCGCAUUAUCCACAAAAUACUUGGUCCCAAGCUGUGCCCCAAAAAUGCAAGUAUUAAAUGUUUUUGGCACUUUACAGCUAUAAGGUUUGCAUGUGAAGCAAUGAAAAGUAGAUUGUCAAAGGUAAUACAGUUAAUACAAAAAAAAAUAUGAGAUGCCAGAUUAGAAUUUGGUAUAAGUAUGAUGAUGAUGGAUAUCACUUAAAAAAAAAAAAAAAAGUUUCGUACAACACCUGCAUGCCCCUUACGGCAUCAAGCGCUGGGUAGACCUGGAACACACGAUCUUCGCAUCCCUACACAUAUGGUUGCCUAAACAAGCCAGACCACAUAUCACUAACACCUCACCGGCAAUCACAAACUCCAUCAAAAUAUGGGAUAAAAUCACGACCAAAUGCUCCAUGAUAUUAUCUCCCUCCCCACUAACGCCAAUUCUGCGGAACACACAGUUUGCCCUCGGUAUGUCGCCCCAAUACUUCUCCAGAUUCGAAGAUAACGACCUCACCCGCUUCUACAAAUUCUUCCAAGGCCAAACAUUACUCCCCUUCCUCGACCUCCCACAACAUACCCCACUAAACACAUUCGACCACUUUCGCCAUCUUCAAAUUCGCAGCUUCCUGGAGACACCAACCAACAAAAAAGCAAGCACCACAUAACUGACCCCCCUUGAGAAAAACUGCAUGAUUAACCCAAUCCACAAAAGCCAAAUCUCUACCCUCUACACAACCAUCAUAACAGCCCAAAACGAAAACUCCCUAACCUACGUGUCGGCUUGGGAGAGGGACCUCGGGCCCCCAGCCUUCCCUCAGACUGUGGGGAAAUAUGGGAGGCCACGGCCACGGCCUCAGUCUCAAUUUGUGUAAACCACAAAGAGCAAGCAUAUAAGACCCUAAUGCGAUGGUACCUCAGGCUAAAACAGAUUGGAGUCUCGAACUCCAAUCUGUGCUGGAAACAGUGUGGGAACAAUGGCACCUACCUCCACGUGUGGUGGGAGUGCCCACAAAUAGCCCAAUUAUGGCUCCAAAUCGCAUCUAGGGUACUACACACCACAAUACCGCUGGACCCCUGGACCUGGCUCCUAUCUAAACCGCUACAACAUACCCCCUGCAUCGCCCUAGCAACCCAAAGAGCGAUCGCAGAGGUCUGAAGCAGGCCCGAUGUCCCAACACCACAGGUAGUAUUACGCAAAAUAGAGGAAGCCAGACAGAUGGACAAACUAUCUGCCUCAGUGCACGACACCAUCACAAGCUUUAACAAAAUCUGGAACCCCUGGCUAUACGAAUUCCCAAUACCCACAUAAGAAACCCAGGGGAGAAAACACACUCGCCCCCACACCCAAGCACACCCGCCUCCGCCAGCCCCCCCCCUUCUUUUUUUCUCUCCUUUCUUUCUUCUCCCCUUCUUUCCCCCUUUUUUUCAUCCUUCCUUGUUUCCACACCCUACAGACACCGAUCACCACACCAACACACCACCCCCUACACAACACACCAGAGAAUGACUACGACAAACAUACCUAGACCCCGUCCACACACUUGAUCAUAAAUGUCAGACGAUGCCCAACCCAAGCCUCAAGAACCCCCCCCCCACCAGCUGACAAAGACCAUAACUACAACGCCCCCACAUCCAGGUCAGACCAACAUAAUGCACAGAAUAGACAAAAUAGGACCAUACCAAACCACUACGGAAAACACUGCAGCAACAGCCAACACCAACUAACGGACCAUACCAACAGCCACACUAUCAGACACACUCGCAACAGGCUAACCUAGCAUCAACGGAGACAGAACCAAAGCAGACCAUCGAGAUACACAAUCCCCCUCUCCCCUCUCCCCAAUCCACCAAAUAAUCAUACCGCAAGACAAUAACAAGCAAGGGAGAAAGAGGGAGCCGGGAGGGUCAGGGGAAAAAUCAAGCAAAUCACAAAAAGACCCAAACAUGUCUGGGUGACCUGCAUAAAAACCAAGUUGAUGUUAUGUAUGUCAUAUGUCCAAGUUGAUGUUAUGAACGCUAACUAUUGUAAGCAUAACUAUAUCACAUUCCCAAUCUCUUUUUUUCUCUACCUCUUCCCCUAAAUAUUAAAAUUCUCAAAAAAAAAAAAAAAGGUUUCAUCAAGUUAUAGGUGAUUUUGGGUGUUUAAUGAUGUUUGUUAUUUCAUUUUCACAUUAAAGGGAACACUCUAAUGUUAGGAUUGCAAACAUGUAUUCCUAACAUUAAAGUGUUUUGAUAUAUAUUCAGAUUAUCAGACCCCCUGGAAAAUCAAGUAAAGCAUGUUUUUUUAACUUACCUUUAGUCCCUCGCUAUGCUGAUUACCAUGUGGCCGUUGUUCUACCCCAGCUGAUGUCAUCAGUCGUGAUGAUCUCAUCAAAUCCAAUGCUUCCUAACAGGAAGCAUUGGGGGCCAGAGCACAUGUGCGGCAAUCACUGCUCCAAUCAACAUCUCCUCUUAGAGAUCCAUUAGAUCAUUGCAGAGAGCAGGGUAUUUAUGAUUGCCACGAAUACUGUCUCAUGUCAGUAAAGUAAACACUUCCGGGGACACCAUACAUGCUACUCACAGUCUGGCAGCCUGGUCAUCCCCAAAUACUGUAACGGUACUUACCCAGUCCGAGUGCCAGCACGGGUCCUGCCUCCAGACGAGCUGCAUGCGUCUCGAAAACUCCUGGCCAGCUGCGCACCAAAUAGUCUGAUCGGACGGAUUGCCCGUACAAUAUUGGGAAUGCUACUCGCAUCUCGUGCAUGUUCUUAAAGGGGAAAUGGGAGUCUAACCUUGCGGUUGGCUCCCAUUGGCCCACGACAUUCCGGCGCCCCCAUUCACGCACGUUUUGGGGUGCAUACAUGACGUGGACCAAUCAAAUUAAAAAUAAAAGUAUUUCAAUUUACCUGGCCCUAGAUUCUUUGCCCUAUUGGGAUUUCUGUUCCCAGUACCCUUUAGUGCAUUCCUUGUGAUUUGUAUUGUAUUCUGGUAUUGACCUUGGCUUUGUUUCCUGACUCUGAGUUUCUCUUUAACCCUUGCCUGUCUUGUUUUCCCUUCUGAUUAUUACGGUGUACCUAACUCUGGCUAGUUCUCGUUUUCACUGUCUCUCCAUUACCCUGACCUCUGCUUGUAUUUUGACUACGCUUUUCUCUGUAUAAUAUUAAGUCCGGCCACUCUAAGGCCCGGUAAGACAUUUUUAUUUCAUUAGUCCGUUCCUUGCUACCCUAAACUCUGCGUGUUAUACUCCAUGACACCAUCAUUGUUAGUUACUACAUUUUCUUCUGUAUAGGAAACUCCAACUCUGAGGAAUAUGUGGAAACAGGGCUACCAAGUUAUUGUCUGUGAUGGCAGUAUUUUACAAUUGGUAGAUGAAUAUCUGUGGCCUCCCAUUCCAUAUUUGUGGGCUAACACAACUAGCACUCGUUUCUUAAUACACUUCCUGGAGAAGGAAAAACAGAACGGCCGACCAGGUAAACUAUUGUAUUAUACUGUUACUCUUACCUAAAUAUUGAUGCUUGGAUUAUCGAAUCCAUAUAAUGGCACACAAGUAUUAUUACAGCAGGUUUAAACAUUUCUGAUAAGCCAAUCUUUGAGACUCUUGUGCCAUCCUCAGCAAUUUCAACAACUGGCUAAAAUCUAGUGUGUGUUUUUAGAGACAUUGUUUCCUAGAAUCAUUUGCCCUACAGCAGCACAUGCAGAAUUAGUUUAUGAAACUGAACAGAGCAGGGCUAGGAGGCUGUAUUCAUUAAACAGAGAACUGAAACCCGAAUUGCAAAAUCACGAUACUGUAGUGGAGUUUGAGAAUCUUUCCAAAUCUGCUACUUUAGACAAAAUGAUGUAAUACUGUUUAAUGAAUAAACCAUAGUUGUCUUCAGUGGCCCUACACUGGGGUCACAUUAUUAGAUGUUCUGUAAUUCAUUAGCACAAUUUACCAUACACAAUCUACAAUAUAGCAAUGAUUCUAAUAUAGUCCUGAAAGACUCUAUAAUUCCUGUAUCAAAAACAAACCACCUUACUAGUUCCUCAUUAAUGUAGCCAGCAAGUCAUUAAUUAGUGCCCGUACUGCAGUAUCUCUGAUACCUGUUCGAACUGCAAAUUUGAGUUCCAGAUUUGGUGAACUCUGCUUUUUAUUAUUUAGAAGUUAUGAAAAUCAUUGACAGUCUGGUAAAACAUUUACACACUAGGACAUAUGUUGAAACCAGCAAAUCCUAAAUGUGCCCUUCCUAUUUAAAUAAUUGGAGAUUAUUAAUGCCAUAAAUGACCUCUGUUUGUUCCAACCAACUUCAGCCAGAAUAUACCUUACUGUAUGAAAUAGGGUCAAUGGUCCAUUUUCAUACCGAUCUGAUUUGAGACCCAAGAGACAUCUAAUGUUUUGCAUAGUACUGAAGGAGCACAACAGCAUACUGCCUAUAGUGUCCUUAUUCAAUACUAAAGGAAGCAAUAAAGUGAGUUAUGUGCCAAUGGAUCUAACCUAUUUCCAUCCCCUUCCACCACCAGAGACAGGUCACUAAGCAUGCCUCUCAUAGAUUUGCCAUUAAUUAUCAGAAGAAUAAACAUUCCAGUUACAUGACAUCUGUUGAUGGUUUGAUACUAAAGUUGGUAUUUAUUACAGUUGGAUUCUUUACUGCUGGCCUCAACCUGACUGAGGACUCAUUGUACAUCUUACGUCACCCCUUUGGAUCAAUCAGAAAACUGACUCUUCCAAAACUUCAAUUUCUUUACAAAUGGGUGCAGAAUCAACACGCAGGACCUCAGAAGGAUGCAAUUAACAUAAUUGCAGAAGACUUAAUUGGGGCAGAUAAUUUUGUGUCUGCAGUUAUUAAUCUCAAUAGAAAGCUGCUUGCUGAUCCCUGAGUAUAUAAACAGGUUGCAUUCAUCAACAUAACAAGAAUGCACUUGACUUUUUCAAUGAAGCACUCAGGUAAAGAGUUUGUGAAGAUGUACAUUUCUGGGAAGCUAAUUGAUGCUCAUCAUUCAGGAAUGCUGAUAUAAAACAUAAAAAGAAAAUCAAACAAACCACACUUUCAUCACCAAAACAAUGUAAUUGUUCCACAACAGGGACAAUUAAAUAAUCAACCAGUCACAUGGCAAACUCUACUUAAAACACAUUGUCUACAAAGACUUUAUUUCUGUACAGAUAUUACAGGAAAAUGUAUUGUUCUCUUUGCAAUAAUUGACAUCAUUACUAGUUCUUUUAUAUGUGUCACUACAAUGAAAGCAUUUUAAGCAGUUGUUAAGGACUCCCACUGAAAACGAUGUGGAGAGAAACACACGUUGGUUAUAAAUGAACACUGCUGGGAAUUAUACCUUGAAACUAGAAUGUGGAUAUUAUAAUUAGCAUUUAAAUGGUGCCAACAUAUUACGCAGCUCUUUACAGUUAUACAGAGGGGAUAUAAAAUGACAAGUAUUGACGUGUAAUGUGAUAUUGAUAGUAAUAAGAAAAAGGCUCGGAACUUACAAUCCUACACAUUCCAUGGUGCUGGUGUAAUAUAUUUUGCUGCUAUGGAGCCUGCUGCGGCACCUUCAUUCCUCUGGUUCUAAUUGCUCCUUCCAUCUAUACACAGAAUUAGCUGAUGUGGGGACAUUACCCCAAGCAGAGGAACCUACCCGCAUGAUGCUGACCUGUUGGCUUUUCCCUUUACACAUCAACAUCAGAACAGAGUGACAAAGCAUAUUCCUAUAUUCGCCCAGGUAGCACGAGUAGUGCAUGCUGGACGAAUAUCUGUGAAAAAGAGCAGGAGAACCACCUGGGGAGGAUUCCCCUGCCCUCCUUCCUCAUCCAACCUUUGCCAUAGAUAUAUGUGCUAAAAACACCUUAGACACAACUGGGUAAUCCCUAAAUCCUGGACUUUUAGGGGGUACUUGAGGACUGGGUUGAGAACCACUGGUCUAGAGGAUGCCCAUCUGUAGAGCUUGUCUUUAUCAGCCUUUAUUGAUGAACAGUAGUUCUUCGAUGUGACCUUGAAAUGUGGUGGUGAUGCACUGAAGAGCAGUAUGAAAUAUUAACUACUGCUUCAAACCUGAGAUUGGAACUUACACAAGUACAGUGUGUCCCGUCAUACAAUAUGAAUGCGUGCUAUGUUAAAGAGAGACAGUACACGGUUUUGGUGGAUAGACCGUGCUCUUGCAGCCAACUGCUCAAUUUUCUGCCAUUUAGUGUAUGUUCCACCAUAAUUUAAGGGUUUCUCUUUUAAUGCACCAAUACAUAUAUAUUUUUUGAAGGACAGACAUUGUUUUCUUUUAAUAUUCUAUAUGUAUGCCUAAUGCAACAUUAACACUUUUUUUUCACAGUUUGUCUUGAAACUUUUAUACAUCAAGUCAACUAGAGAUGUCUAACUCCUGAUAGUCACAUAUCAGUCCUUGAAGACUUAGGUCAAAACACGUUGUGUUUGUGCUUAUGUGGAUGGUUUUAAACUUACAUGUAAGGUUUUACUUUAUUUUGAAUAAAAUUGUUAUACUUUAACUUCCAGCUGUCUAUAUCCCACCAUAUGAGCAACACUAAGACACUGAGAAAAAUCAGAAGACAUAUGUUAAUGGGGAUGCCUAUUACUUCCAUAUACUGAUGAUGCAACUCGAUAGUGAGGAGUGUAACCAGUAUGCAUAUGUACACUUACAAAAAAAAUGUUAAAAUAAACCACGAGAAGCUUUUUCCUUCACUUAUUUUAGCUCUCCAGUUGCACAUAGAGACCUACUGACUGACAUAGACCAACAAUAAAAGGGUCAUAUUCCUUGUUUUAUUUUGUACCUUGUGUGCACUUUCACUUUUAUAUAUUUUGUAUUCAUUUUUAUUUUUUGUUAUUCUUCAGUGACUGACUCACGGGUGAUAUAGCUGGACCAUUAAUCUAUUCAUUUUUUUUUUUUUUGUAUCUACUGAUUGUUAAAUAUGUCUAGGAUCUAAAUUGAUCUAGGAUUUACUAUCCCAAUUCUAGCACUAAACCUAUGCUUACACUAUAUUCGUUCACCUACCCUAACCUUAUACUAAUUGUAACCCAGCACUAUACCUUAUCCUACAGUACCCCUACAGCAACUAUAACUGUAACCCUAACUCACAUAGAUUCCCUCUAUGAGUCAGCAGAGGGAUUUUCCAGCUCACAAAGUACAGAGCACACUGUAAGCAGCUCUAUAUUGGAAGAUUACAUCAAGACAGGUAGAUCACAGUGACCAGUGCUGUCGCAGUCAGUAGGGAGACCCUGUCAGAGUUCUUUUCAGUCUCUGAGGUUUCCGUCUGUCUGGCAUCAGGGUGAGAAUCACUGUGGCUGAACACAAUCACUUGCCAUGGUGAUUUAAUGGACUAAAUGCAGCACUUACUUUGAGUGCUGCAUACAGAUCACCUGUUAGUCUUGGGCUACUAAAUAUGACUCCAGCUGACCGAGGCGAUUACGAAUAAGGAAAAUAAAUGAAGGCAGCUCAAUCAAUUGCUUUGUGCACCAAAAACUAGUGCUACCACAAUUUAUUUGAAGGAUAUGUAUCACAAACGUUUCGGGGUAACUACUUUCUCAAUGCAGCAUGUGUAAAUUCUCCAGUUAGGGAAGGAAAACAUAAGGGAAAUAUACCAAAUAGUUACAUGCAAGAAGGCAGUAAUUACAAGUCUGCAAACAUCAAAGGAGGAACCCAAUACGUAAAAGUAAUGUGUAGAUAGAUUACAAUGUAAUAACAGUGUAUAUCACAAAUAAUAUAACAUGGACACAAUAUCCACUAUAUAUGCAUAAAAGACCCUACCAUAAGAGAUAAGAGCAGAUGACAGAACUCAGAGGGAAUAAAAAAGCUAAUAUAUCAAUAUGUCUUCAGAGAAAAAAAAAAGUUCAGUAAGAAAGGAAUAAUGGUAAUGAAGGAAUACUUACAAGACUCACCAUCCGGUGGGUACAGGGUGCCGUACCUACAGGAACCAGUGCUACUCAAGCUUCUCAUUAAGACCACAAGGGGCCACUGAGUCACAGAAACAUAGAAUGAGACGGCAGAUAAGAAGCAUUCGGCCCAUCUAGUCUGCCCAAUUUAAAAAAAAAAAAAACACUUUUUAGUCCCUGGCCUUAUCUUAAGUCUAGGAUAGCCUUAUGCCUAUCCCACGCAUGCUUAAACUCCUUUACUGUGUUAACCUCUCCACUGCCCUCUCUGUAAAGCAAUACAUCCUGAAAUUAUUUUUAAACCUUUGACUAUGUCCUCUUGUUGUGGUAGUUUUUCUUCUUUUAAAUAUUGUCUCCUCCUUUACUGUGUUGAUUCCCUUUAUAUAUUUAAAUGUUUCUAUCAUAUCCCCC
Molecule: messenger RNA, 21143 nt
Organism: Pelobates cultripes (western spadefoot toad)
Lineage: Eukaryota; Metazoa; Chordata; Amphibia; Anura; Pelobatidae
Source: the annotation of a GenBank genome assembly